Molecule: messenger RNA, 243 nt
Organism: Gongylonema pulchrum
Lineage: Eukaryota; Metazoa; Nematoda; Chromadorea; Rhabditida; Gongylonematidae
Source: the annotation of a GenBank genome assembly
AUGUGCGGUGGAAUUGGCCAGCUUACGCUGGAGACAAAUGUGCUGAAGCAGUCAUAUAUUUUAACUGCGUCUCACCAGCAUCAGAGUUUCCAAACAAGACGUCAGGCUGAUCUUGCUGAAAACAAAAUUUUUACUGUCCUUCUCAUGCUUCCCAGCGCAUUUCGUAACUACAAUUACAGUUCCAACAAGCGGACCAUGACAAUAGUAAUUGUUUUCACCGAUCUCAUACUUGCACUGGAAUAG